Molecule: messenger RNA, 2586 nt
Organism: Colius striatus (speckled mousebird)
Lineage: Eukaryota; Metazoa; Chordata; Aves; Coliiformes; Coliidae
Gene: PIAS3
Product: protein inhibitor of activated STAT 3
Exons: 15
Coding region: 118-1866 (582 amino acids)
Biological process (GO): regulation of transcription by RNA polymerase II; protein sumoylation
Molecular function (GO): zinc ion binding; transcription coregulator activity; SUMO ligase activity
Source: RefSeq, a predicted model, not a curated record
CCGGGCCCUGCGCGCGGCGCCAUGUCCCAAGAUGGCGGCGGCGGCGGAGCUGAAGGAGUCAGAGUGUGUCACCACCUUUGCCCUGCAGACUGUGGAGUAUGAAAUUGCCCCCUGCACAUGAUUCUGAGCUUUAGGGUGUCGGAGCUGCAGGUGCUGCUGGGCUUCGCGGGCAGGAACAAGAGCGGGAGGAAGCACGAGCUGCUGGCCAGAGCCCUGCAGCUGCUGCGCGCCGGCUGCAGCCCGGCCGUGCACAUGAAGAUCAAGGAGCUGUACCGCAGGCGGUUCCCCAGGAAGGCGCUGAGCCCCGCGGAGCUGCCCGUGCCGCUGCCCCCGGGCUGUCCCUGCGAGCUGGGCGCCGCCGCCCCGCCCCCGCCGCUGCCGCCGCCCCCGCGGGACGGGGAGGAGCCGCCGCGCUCCCAGCCCCUGCGCCCCGACGUCACCAUGAGGAGGCUGCCCUUCUACCACGUGUACGAUGAGCUCAUCAAGCCCACCACCUUGGCCUCCACCAGCAGCCAACGCUUCGAGGAAGCUCAUUUCACCUUUGCUUUAAGCCCUCAGCAGGUCCAGCAGAUCCUGGCCUCCCGGGAGAUCUUCCCAGGUGCCAAGUGUGACUACACCACCCAGGUGCAGUUAAGGUUCUGCCUCUGUGAAACCAGCUGUCCUCAAGAAGAUUACUUCCCUCCUAACUUAUUUGUCAAGGUCAAUGGGAAACUCUGUCCCCUUCCUGGUUAUCUCCCACCCACCAAAAACGGCGCGGAGCCGAAGCGGCCCAGUCGGCCCGUGAACAUCACCCCCCUGGCUCGGCUCUCAGCCACUGUCCCCAACACCAUCGUGGUCAACUGGUCCUCAGAGUUCAGCAGGAACUACUCCCUGUCAGUGUACCUGGUGAAGCAGCUGACAGCAGUGACCCUGCUGCAGAAGCUGAGGGCCAAAGGCAUCCGGAACCCCGACCACUCCCGAGCCCUCAUCAAAGAAAAACUCACAGCUGACCCUGACAGUGAGAUAGCCACCACCAGCUUACGGGUGUCCCUCAUGUGUCCACUGGGCAAGAUGAGGCUGACGGUGCCCUGCAGAGCUGUGACCUGCACCCACCUGCAGUGCUUCGAUGCUGCCCUCUACCUCCAGAUGAACGAGAAGAAACCCACCUGGACCUGUCCUGUGUGUGACAAGAAGGCUCCCUAUGACAGCCUCAUCAUUGAUGGGUUGUUUGUGGAAAUCCUCAACUCCUGCACGGAUUGUGAUGAGAUUCAGUUCAUGGAGGAUGGCUCCUGGUGCCCGAUGAGGCCGAAGAAGGAGAAGCAGGAGGUGUGCCAGGCCUCUGCCUUCAGUGGGAUCGAGGCCAGUUCCCUGCACACAGGGAGCUCUGAGGGCAAGAACUCCACAGAGGGCAAGAAAAAAGUGGAGGUGAUUGACCUGACCCUGGAGAGUUCGUCAGACGAGGAGGAGCCGCCGGCCAAGCAGCCCUGCCCCCUCCCCAGCACGGCCCCUGCAGCGGCUGGCCACAAGGGGGUGUUAAACAUCAGCCAGCAGCCCUCAUCUGUGCUCCGGAGCCCUCCCGUGGCAGCCCUGGGCAGCGACUAUCUGGCCAACCUCCCGGUCCCCGACUUCCGUCCUUCCUACCAGGUGCCCUCUGAGCUCCAAGGCCUGGAUUUGUUUUCUUUCCUUCAAAGUGAAAAUCAGCAGCAUUACAGCCCCUCUGUGAUCACCUCCCUGGACGAGCAGGAUCCGCUGGGCCACUUCUUCCAGUACCGGGGGGCGUCGAGUCGCUUCCUGCCCGCGGCGGCUGCCCCCGGCCGCGCCAGCACCAGCAGCGGCGGCGCCACGGCCCUGCCGGCCUGCAGGACAGACAUCAUCUCCCUGGACUGAGCCCAGCUCCACCACAGCCCUUCUCCCUCCACAGGCUGGGGAGAUGGUGGCUCAGUUUCCCUCUUGGGGCUCAAAGCUGUGGGGGGGACGGGGGGUCUCUCCUCACUGGGGCUGUCCCUGGUGAGGGGGGACGUGGCUCACGGCACCUGAGCUGCAGGUGCCUGUUUCUGAGGGCCAAGCAAACCCUCCCCAGUGGGUUGUGGGGCCACCUCCCCCCUCCCCACGCAGUGCAGCAGCCCAGGGCCGUGGGGCUGGCUGGGAGGAGGAGGAAGGGGAGGAGGAUCCUCCUGCCCCACCUCGUAUUUACAUCCUUGUUUUUGAUAUAACCCCCCCCAGAUCCGUUGUUUCUCCCCCUCCCUCCUGCUGAGCACCCCCGGGGCAGCCCCUGUGCAGAGCAGAGACAGAUGAUUUCUAUUUUUCAGCCACAGCUUUUGUACACAGGGAGGCUCCAAAGCCUCGGCCCCUCCCCAGGCUCAGCCCGCGGAACCUUGCACAAGUAACUUAUCUAUUUAAGUGAGGACCCCCAGGCUCUGGCCCAGAGGCACCACCUGGAGCACUUGGGCUUCUUUCAGCACCUUUUUGGGGCUGUUUUGUCCCUGGCAUUGCCAGCCAGGGUGCUGCUGGCUCAGGAGGGGGCAGCAGUGCCCGGGAUUCUGCCUUCAGGCCGGUGUUUGUAACCACAGGGAAACGUCUCCAUGCAAUAAAGGUGGGAAGUGCUGA